Molecule: messenger RNA, 1419 nt
Organism: Daucus carota subsp. sativus
Lineage: Eukaryota; Viridiplantae; Streptophyta; Magnoliopsida; Apiales; Apiaceae
Product: actin-related protein 7
Exons: 8
Coding region: 142-1221 (359 amino acids)
Biological process (GO): anatomical structure morphogenesis
Cellular component (GO): nucleus
Source: RefSeq, a predicted model, not a curated record
GCAUUUACGAUUUUAUACAUACACACACACACACACACACAUUUUAUCGCAUUUUCUUGAAUUAAUCACUCAGAUGCUUUUACUUUCACUGCAAUUGUCACUUGAAGUUUGUUGCUCGGAGAUAGUCGGAAUAACGAGGUAAUGGAGGCAGUGGUAGUAGAUGCUGGCUCUAAGCUGCUCAAAGCAGGUUUUGCCGUCCCCGAUCAAAAACCUUCCAUGAUUAUUCCAACCCAAAUGAAACGCAUGCCGGAAGAUGGAUCACCAUCUGAAACUUCAAUGACUGAAGACAUAACUGUUGAUCCAGUUGUGCGAGGCUUUAUUAAAGACUGGGAUGCUAUGGAAGAUUUACUGCAUCACAUUUUGUACAAUGGCCUUGGAUGGGAAAUUGGAAAUGAAGGACAAAUUCUAUUUACAGAUCCACUUUUAACUCCCAAGGCUGUCAGAGAGAGAUUGGUGCAAUUGAUGUUUGAAACAUUCAACGUGUCGGGAUUUUAUGCAACAGAGCAAGCAGUAUUAUCACUUUAUGCUGUUGGACGUAUCUCGGGCUGCACAGUUGAUAUUGGCCAUGGAAAGAUAGAUAUUGCACCAGUGAUUGAAGGUGCAGUUCAGCACAUAGCUUCCAAGAGAUUGGAAAUUGGAGGCAUUGAGUUGACAAAUUUGCUAUCUCAAGAGCUUGGUAAAUCAAAUCCACUUAUUAAGCUUGAUAUCUCUGAUGUUGAGAAAAUAAAAGAGAUGUAUGCAUGCUGUGCUGAGGAUGAUCUUGCUUAUGAGAAGAUGUCAUGCCAGGAUGAAACACAUACUUUACCAGAUGGGCAGGUGAUUACUAUUGGUAAAGAAAGAUAUACUGUUGGGGAGGCCCUGUUUCAACCAGCUAUUUUGGGUUUAGAGGCACAUGGGAUUGUUGAGCAGCUUGUUCGAAGUAUUUCAACUGUAUCAUCUGAAAACCACCGACAACUGCUGGAGAAUACAGUGCUUUGUGGUGGAACUGUAUCAAUGGAUGGUUUUGAAGAUAGGUUUCAGAAAGAAGCCAAUCUUUGCUCCUCUGCUGUCCGUCCGUCCCUAGUGAAGGCACCAGAGUAUAUGCCCGAGGACUUGACAAUGUAUUCGGCUUGGGUUGGAGGCGCCAUACUUGCGAAAGUUGUGUUCCCCCAAAACCAGCACAUGACCAAGGCAGAUUAUGAUGAAACAGGUCCUUCAAUUGUUCACCGUAAAUGCUUCUAAGAUCUUGUUGCAAGUUUUUGUGUGCCAGGAUUACGUCUAGGGUCUGUACGAUGAUGUAUCAUAGUUUAUGGUUCUUUUACUCAAUUACUAAAUUAGAAUUUGCAGAUUUAAACAACGGAGAGGAAAAAGCUAAUUGAUAUAUUGGUAUUAUUUAUUCUCGGAGUUCCUGUAGCUAAAAGUUAGCAGUUUUUUGGUCCC